AUGUAUAUGAAAAUAGUAUUUUUGGUCGUCCUGGCCGUUGUGUGCUACACACAAGCUAAAUCGACAAAAGGUACCGUAAGACAUGUUACUCUGGUGUUUAAUAAAUAAAAUAAAUACUGUAGCAUUUUAAACUAGGAAGCUAACUAAUGUGUUUAGAAAUAAAGUACCAUAGACUUUUUUCCGCGAUGAACUUAAGACGAAGGCGAAGGUAGGUAAAGCAAAAGGUGUUCGUAAAAUAAAAUUGAAGGUAAAUUGUGGUAAGGCAAUGGAACUCUAAUUAAACAACAAAUGACCUGGUCCAUUUAUUGUUGUGAUGAUCAAGUGAUAUUUUCGAAUCCAAUCAACACUUUUUAUCGGAUAAAAAAUUCCCACAUCGUCCAUUGUAUUAGGCGAGCAUUGAAGGAAAAAUUGCACGAAAGAAGAAUUCUUUCCUUGGCGCUCUUGUUGUAUUUAACAAACCUUUCGUAGUUGAAGCCAACUCCGGCAUUAAUAAUUCCCUUAGCUGGUGGCCAGAUUAUCUAGAUACUGGCAAGAGAUUCUUUUGUUCAAUCGAAAAUAUUUUCUCUUUCAACUUAUUCUUUGAACAGUACUUUUCUUUUUAUUUCAAAAAUUUCUUUACACUUUUUCUGAUUUUGCUUCUGUAAAAUGUUUUUUUUUUCCAAUAUCCAUUUACCAUGGUUUUUAACAACCGGUAAUAAUUGGUGUUCUACAAUGCGUGAUUUUACUCGCUUGCCCUACAAAACGAAUGGUCUUAGAGAGAUCGUGGAAAGGGUCAAAACUAUCUAAGAGAUCGGUUAAAACGAGAAACUUAAUGUCCUAGUUAACACAUUUUCGAGGCUGUUGAAAACUAUACGAGUUAGGCUCUAUUGAACACAUAACAUUUAUGUAAUCAUGUUCAUUACAACAGGCUCGAAAAGGUGUUGCCCGUGUUGUCCACCACCACCACCACCUCCUCCACCUGUUCAACAAGUCUCCGGACCAAUGGGACCAAUAGGACCACCAGGAUGCUCUGGACCCCCAGGAGCACCAGGAUGCCCCGGAUGGAAAGGAUGCGCAGGUCCAAUGGGUCUUCCUGGACCACCAGGCCCUGCUGGCCCACUCGGUGCAACCGGACCAAUGGGACCCAAAGGAUGUCCAGGCAAUCCCGGUCUUCCAGGAUGCCCUGGACUCAAAGGAUGCCCAGGAUGCGGUGGACCCCCAGGACCUCCCGGAGCCCCAGGACCUCAAGGACUUCCCGGAGCUUCUGCCCCUGCCCCAUGCCCUCCUCCACCACCCCCACCAUGCUGUCCUCCCCCAGCUUGCUGUUAG
Molecule: messenger RNA, 1308 nt
Organism: Porites lobata
Lineage: Eukaryota; Metazoa; Cnidaria; Anthozoa; Scleractinia; Poritidae
Source: the annotation of a GenBank genome assembly